This is a messenger RNA of Erythranthe guttata (spotted monkey flower), 1795 nucleotides long. The record is from RefSeq and is a predicted model, not a curated record. NCBI's taxonomy places the organism in Eukaryota, Viridiplantae, Streptophyta, Magnoliopsida, Lamiales, Phrymaceae.
AAUUUUACACACACACACAGAAAUCACACAAUUAUCAUACUCCCACUCCCAUAGGUAGUAGAAGAUUCAAGGUAGAGUCUAGAGAGAGAGAGAGAGAGAGAGAGAGAUACUGUAGCAUGAAAGAAAGCCUAGAGAGAGAAGAAAAGAUAUGUUACUGAAACUGCAUAUAACAAGAUCACCGAAGCGUCGUCGUUUAACUUCACCCUCGGAUAAAAACCCUUCUCGGAAAAAAAAUAAUUUAAAUCCAUCUAUUUAUUGAAAAAAAAAAGCAAUUUUCCGGCGAUGAACGGACCGGGAUUUUCGCGGCGACCGGCGUCCAACAACCAUCUAGACCCCGGUGCUCAGGAAUUCUUCCCCUCCUCAGUCCUCCCACCUCAAAUUUUCCAUCCGUACCCUCCACCGCCGUACGACAGCAUGAUGGGUGUUUACGCGCGGCCGGCGUUUCUAAGCGCCGCCGCGGAUCCCCCGCCGCCGCUGCCGGUUUCCGUUCCUCCGUCGUCGCUGACGCCGUCUCGGACCCUGCUCCUCAGCAUGGUCCCGAACUCCGUGAGCGAAUCCACGGUCCGCCGCGAGCUGGAGGUGUUCGGCGACGUGAGGGCGGUGCAGAUGGAGCGGCGGCGCGAGGGUUUGGUGACGGUCCAUUUCUACGACGUCCGGGACGCGGAGGCGGCGCUGGCGGCGAUUCAGGAGCAGCACAUGCAGCAGCAGUACCGCAUCGGCCGCCACUACGACGCCGUCCUGAUGAAUAACGGUCCCCCACAUCCUUUCAUACCGCCGCCGCAGACGGCGCGUGGGCUCAUCGCAGGACGCGUGGUGUGGGCCCAGUUCACCGUUCCGGUGACUUCUGGCCUCCCCGACGGGAAUAAUCAAGGAACCCUGAUUCUAUUCAAUUUGGACACAAGGGUUUCUCCUCCUUAUCUCAGACAUAUAUUUGAAGCCUUUGGGCCGGUGAAGGAAUUGAGAGAGACGCCGAACAAAAGACACCAGAGAUUUGUGGAGUUCUAUGAUGUAAGAAAUGCAGCUAGGGCAAUGGCGGAGAUGAACGGUCGUGUUAUUUAUGGUAAAGCCAUCGUGAUCGAAUUCAGUCGGCCUGGUGGCCAAGUCAAGAAAUUCUGGAAAGGCGGCCCUUUCGACAACGGAACUACUAAUUACAAUCGACGGAACUUGAAUAAACGGCCUCCGUUGUCGUCGUUGGAAAAUAAGCCCAACGUCCGCCCGCCGCGGCGUGAUUAUGAACGUAGCGAGGGGAGCAAGAGCUGGAGUAGUGGUUCGUCUUCGCUUCGUGAAUCGAUUACGAAUUUAUGCAUUACGAAUAAUUGUAACAAGGACGAGAGGUGCUCGGAUAGUAGUAGUACUAGGCCGAGUGCGCGUAAGCAGAAUCAUUGUUAUUUCAAGAAAGUGAAUAAUAACAGUUCUGAUGGUGGUGGUGGUGGGAGUUCGAAGCCGCAGAGCCACGGUGGCGGUUGCAAGCCGUGGAAGGGCGGCGGAGGCGGAGGUAGACGAGGGAAGAUGGAACACGAUCCGCGGUUUCUGAUAAACGAAGAAGAUGCAAUUGUGGAAUCUGAUUGCAGUAUUAGGGAUUCAAGAACCACUGUCAUGAUCAAGAACAUCCCCAACAAGUACAGUCAGAAGCUGCUGCUGAACAUGCUGGACAACCACUGCAUCCACUGUAACGAGCAGUUGGCCGGCGGCGGCGGCGGCGAGAAUGACCAGCCUUUGUCUUCUUACGAUUUCGUCUACCUUCCCAUUGAUUUCAUGUGAGUGAUUAAUUAUUAUAAUCAUCUAUUAUUUAAUU